AUGAGGAAUACUGCUCAUAUCAUUAAUGCUCCUUGGGCUGUUUGUGGAGAUUUCAAUAGCAUUCUGUCUACUGAGGAAAAAAUGGGAGGAAUACCUCAUGGACUCAACAAAAGCAUUCCAUUCAUGGAAUGCCUACAAGACUGUGGUCUUAAUGAUAUUGGCUUCUCUGGAAGCAGGUUUACUUGGUGCAAUGAAAGAAAAGAAGAAAAUGUUAUCUGGAAAAGAUUAGACAGGAUGGUGGUAAAUGACAAUUGGAAUGACGUUUUCCCUAUUUCUAAUGUCAUUCACAUGCCUAGGAUCAGCUCUGAUCAGUGUCCUCUUCUAAUUAAUUGUGAUACCAACCAAAAUGAAAUGAUCAGAUAUUUCAGGUUCCUUAAUUUUUGGACUGACCUUGAUGACUUUCUAGAUAUUGUUAAAGAGAAUUGGUGUACUCAAACUGAUGGUAAUAUCUUCUGGGAAGUUCAACAAAAAAUGAAAAACACUAGUAAAGCUCUGAGCAUAUGGUCCAGGAAUACCAUAAGUGAUAUAUUUGUUCACUUGAAACAUCUGGAAGAAAAGGUUAUUCAGGAAGAAGAAAAUUAUCAGAGUAUGGCUCCUGAGAAUAAUAGAAUACGUCUUCAUAAAACCAAAGUUGAUAUUAUCCUAUACCAUAAACAAGUUGACUCCUUUUGGAGACAAAAGGCUGAUUUGAAAUGGCAAGUUGAAGGUGAUGAAAACACUAGCUUCUUUCACUUAGUGGUUAGAGGAAAAAGAAGCAUUCUUAAUAUGCAUAGAAUUCUGCAUAAUGGGGACUGGAUUCAGGGUGAUAAUGAGAUCGGCUUAGCUGUUGUUGAUUUUUACCAGAAUCUAUUCUCUCAAGGAAUUGAUACUAUUGAUAGAAAUAUCUUAGAUCACAUUCCUAAUUUGAUCACUGAAUCUGACAAUGAUUACUUGAAUGCUAUCCCAAUUAUUCAAGAAGUCAAAGAGGUAGUCUUUGACAUCAAUAGUUCCCCAGGCCCUGAUGGUUUCAGUGGGCUUUUAUUUCAAAAAUCUUGGCAAAUUGUUGGGGAUGAUAGGUUUAACAUGGAAUUUGCUGAAUUCAGACCUAUAUGUCUGAGCAAUGUUACACAAAAAAUUGUUUCUAAGGUGCUCAACAACAAACUGUCCAAGAUUAUCUCUAAACUUAUAUCCCCUAACCAGAGUGGAUUUGUUAAAGGGAGAGCUAUUGGGGAGAAUGUCAUGUUGGCUCAAGAAAUCAUUCAUGACAUGAAGAAGAAUAACAAGGGAGGCAAUGUAAUAUUCAAGAUUGAUAUGACCAAGGCUUAUGACAGGAUGUCAUGGAACUUUAUUUGUUCUGUGAUGAGAAAGAUGGGUUUCAAUGAAGCUUGGGUGCAUGCUAUUUGGAAUCUAUUGUCCAACAUGUGGUACAGUGUGGUUCAAAAGAAAGAAUUCUCAAUAAAAUAUCUAGGAUGUCCUUUAUUCCAGGGGAGGAAGAAGAUUGAAUAUUUCACAGAUGAUCCUACCAAAAUUCUCAAAAAACUUGGAACCUGGCAUUGCAAAAUGCUCUCUUCUGGAGGAAAAUUCAUAUUGAUCAAGCAUGUUUUAUCAGCCAUGCCAGAUCACCUUUUAUCCAUCUGUCAACCCCCAAAAGGCAUCCUUAAGAUCAUGGAGAAAAUAUUUGCCAAUUUCUUUUGGGGAAGAAAUGAAGGAAAGACUAAACACUACUGGGUUUCAUGGCAUAAAAUGUGCAAGACCACUGCUGAAGGUGGCAUUGGUAUCAGAUCUCUUUAUGAAAUUAAUGAGAAUUUUGGAGCUAAACUUUGGUGGCAGUUCAGGACGAAGGAUUCUUUUUGGGCUGAUUUCCUUAAAGCCAAAUAUGCAAGAAGAGUGCAUCCCAGUGCUACAAAAUGGAGUUAUACUCAGUCGCAUUGUUGGAAAAGAAUGAUGAAAAUCAGAGAUAAAAUAGAUCACCUGAUUCAAUGGAAUGCCAACAAAGGCAAUUCUAAUUUUUGA
This is a messenger RNA of Lycium barbarum (goji berry), 1992 nucleotides long. RefSeq lists its product as uncharacterized. The transcript is spliced from 3 exons. The record is from RefSeq and is a predicted model, not a curated record. Bases 1 to 1992 code for a protein of 663 amino acids. Lineage: Eukaryota; Viridiplantae; Streptophyta; Magnoliopsida; Solanales; Solanaceae.